CCAAUUUUCAUCCUCAAAUUCAUUGCCGCAAGCCGUAACAACUAACCUAAGCAUUCAAACCUCACUGCUUCCAUUAAUUCCAAUUCUUCAUUCUUAGUAAUCCUUUCAACUUUUUCAUUUUACCCCAAUCUCUUUCUCACUUUCUGAAAUAUCACUGCACAGUAAAAAAAGAAAUCCCAACUCACUUUUAGAGCCCUAUAAACUGAAUUUCAAGGCAGGUGGAAAAAAUAUCUCUUCAUCCAUUAUUUUUUGGGCUAAUAGCAUUUUUGGUCCCUCAAUUAUAGGUACUGAUUGUGGGCAGUAUAUUUGCUUCUUGAAGUUGAAAGUUACAAUGAUGAUAGAAACAGUUUGUUCAAGGAGAAGUAUAUCUACAUUUUCUUGUUUGUGCCAGAGAAUUAAGCAGACAGAAAGUGAAAUUGUUAAAAUGUUUGAAAUCUCAAGGCCUAAGGCCGAAACAGAAGGAUUCCAAGAGAAGCGACCACCCUUAAGAAGGGGCUCUGUAAGGAUAUUGGAUGAGAGGUUCAUCAGGAUUCUGAAGAUAUUUAAGUGGGGUCCUGAUGCUGAAAAGGCCUUGGAGGUGCUACAGCUGAAAGUAGAUAAUGAAUUGGUUCGAGAGGUUUUGAAAAUUGACAUGGAGAUCAGUGUGAAAAUUCAGUUUUUCAAGUGGGCUGGCAAAAGGAGGAACUUUGAACAUGACUCAACUACCUACCUGGCUUUGAUUCGAUGUCUUGAAGAAGCUGGGCUGACAGGCGAAAUGUGGAAGACGGUGAAAGAAAUGGCACGGAGUACAUGUGUCGUUACUCCUGCUGAUCUCUCCGAGACAGUAAGAAUUUUGGGCAGGGCAAAAAUGGUAAACAAAGCACUAUCAAUAUUUUACCUGAUUAAAGGCCGCAAGUGCAAGCCGACUGCAACAACUUACAAUUCCAUUAUUUUUAUGCUGAUGCAAGAGGGUCAACAUGAAAAAGUACAUGAGCUUUACAGUGAAAUGUGUAAUGAGGGCAAUUGUUUCCCUGAUACAGUUACUUACAGUGCUCUUAUAUCAUCCUAUGCAAAGCUAGGUCGUGAUGAUUCUGCUGUUAGGUUGUUUGAUGAAAUGAAGGAUAAUGGUUUACAUCCCACUGCAAAGAUAUAUACAACCUUGUUAGCAGUUUACUUCAAAUUGGGUAAGGUUGAAAUGGCUUUAGCAUUAGUCAAUGAGAUGAAGAAGAAUGCUUGUGCCCCAACUGUGUAUACUUACACUGAAUUGAUAAGAGGGCUUGGUAAAGCUGGUAGAAUGGAGGCGGCAUACUCUAUAUUUGUGUCCAUGCUAAAAGAGGGAUGUAAGCCGGAUGUUGUGUUAAUAAACAAUGUGAUAAACCUUCUAGGAAGGGGAGGACGUAUAGGUGAUGCUUAUAAAUUGUUUAAUGAAAUGGAAUCAUUAAACUGUAAACCGAAUGUUGUGACAUAUAAUACUAUUAUAAAAUCCCUGUUUGAGUCGAAAGCACCAGUAUCCGAGGCUUCAUCUUGGUUUGACAGAAUGAAAGCAAAUGGUGUCACUCCAAGCUCUUUUAGUUAUUCAAUACUUAUUGAUGGGUAUUGCAAGAGAAAUAGAGUUGAAAAGGCGUUAGCCUUGCUUGAGGAGAUGGAUGAGAAGUGCUUUCCUCCUUGUCCAGCUGCCUAUUGCAGCUUGAUCAAUAGUCUUGGAAAAGCAAAACGCUAUGAAGCUGCAAAUGAGUUGUUUCAAGAAUUAAAAGAGAGUUGUGGAUCUAGCAGUUCUCGGGUAUAUGCUGUAAUGAUAAAGCACUUUGGGAAAUGUGGCCGUUUGAAUGAGGCUGUCAAUCUUUUCAAUGAGAUGCAAAAACUGGGAGGCUCUCCUGAUGUAUAUGCAUAUAAUGCACUCAUGUCCGGGCUGGUGAGGGCAGGUAUGCUAGAUGAUGCUUUUUCCAUGCUUCGUAAUAUGGAAGAAAAUGGUUGUUCUCCUGACUUAAACUCAUUUAACAUAAUACUAAAUGGUUUGGCCAAGACUAGUGAUCCACAGCGAGCGAUCGAGAUGUUUACAAAGAUGAAACAUUCAACAAAUAAACCUGAUGCUGUCUCUUACAACACCAUUCUUGGUUGCCUAAGUCGUGCUGGCAUGUUUGAGGAAGCUGCAAGGCUGAUGAAAGAGAUGAGGGCCGAUGGUUUUGAAUAUGAUCUUAUUACAUACUCAUCAAUACUUGAAGCAGUCGGCCAUAUUGAUGAGUAUGGUACAUGUCAAACUUCAUGAGAGAGCUUCGAUAUGUGAUUGGAUUUUCACUUUCUGUUGAGGAUUUGAAGUGGUAUGUUCAGUACACAUAUUAGCAUGCACGCAGCAUCUCCCACCUGUUUUCUCAAAUCGCUGGGUGGAAUUAGCUUGGCAGCACCCUGUAACAAAUGACGAAGGAUGGGUGCACGAUGUCAUCAAGAUUUGUUUGAGAUAUUGCCAACCACCUCAGAGAUGUCCGACUGUAUACAAGGAAUACCUCGACUGUUUCACCUGUAUUUUUUCGAAAUAGGUAUAAAUUUGGUGUACACAGACAUCCUCCUCUUGGAGCUUCUUUGGGAGAAGUCAAUGGUCUCUGGAAGGAAGAAACGGUAGUACAACAACAUACCCAGUGUAGUCCCACAAGUGGAAAGGAAGAAACGGCAGUGAAUUCAAAAAUACAAAAGGGGUUCAUAAAUGAUGGGAGAUCAUGAAGAGUUACCACUUGGCAUUGCUAAUGGUAGUGGCUGUUACUGAAUAGGGACCACAUAGAGAAUGAAGGAAGACAGUACUGUAACAAAAAAUGGUGGGAAAGGGGAAAAAAGAAAGAAAAUGAAACACGAGGAAAAGAUGAAAAUGAGGAUGAAGAGAGUGGAGGGAGAGGAAACAAAAUGGAGGACUAAAGAAAGGAGGAGCAGGUUUAAAUCAUGGUGGCUGGGUUGUAUCGUUUUAUACUGGUCUUUGGCGCUAUGUUUCUUUGGCUUGUAUAAGAUGCUUAUCACCUGGAACUGACAAACUCAAGAAUUACUCCAGUUCUGUCUGUCUUGAGCAACGAAUAGAGUCAGAGUCUAUUCGUUCAAAAGAUAAAGAUGAAUGACUUGUAAACUAGUAAAAUAUUUCUCAAUCAACAAUAUUUUGUUCCACUUCUAUUAUUCAGUCAUGGAGGUGUCUGUCAUUCUCAACCAGAAGGAAGGUCCAUUUAAUUUCGUCAAACUAGAGUGUAGUUCCUUGCAGUUUCCUAGUUCAUACUUCUGAUACUGAAUGUAGGCUUAUUGCCAUGGUUCUCUCUAAUCUAUGCUGGUGGUGUGUUAUCCUUGUGUGAAAUUUGUAUAAAACUGAAAUGGAAAUGCCAUUGAUUUUGUUGUCAGAUCAAGAAAAUAAUAUG
Molecule: messenger RNA, 3365 nt
Organism: Lycium ferocissimum
Lineage: Eukaryota; Viridiplantae; Streptophyta; Magnoliopsida; Solanales; Solanaceae
Product: pentatricopeptide repeat-containing protein At3g16010
Exons: 5
Coding region: 332-2245 (637 amino acids)
Molecular function (GO): protein binding
Source: RefSeq, a predicted model, not a curated record